AAUAUGUCAAAAAUUUUGAUUUAUACCGACCUGUGAUUUCAUUGAAUAUCAGAUUAAAUUUGAUGUCUACUCACCUAAAACCUCUCACACCUUCUCAUAAACCUCUUCCAGCUCUUCCAACGGAAAAUGGUGAUUCACAGGAAAUUAAAAAAAAAGCAAAACUAAAUUCGGCCAACCUUCCUCCAUUACCACAAUCUAACGACUUAAUGUUAGAUAGUCGUUCUCUUGGACACCUUCGAAAACUUUUAAGGCAAACAUUAAAUAAUUGCAAUUUAGCUAUCGAUCCUUGGGAAUCUGUAAUUCUGGGAAUUGUACUUGAUAUUUCUGGAAUUGUAACUAGAGUUGUCGAUGGUUUACCACAAAGUCCGACUUCUUCCGCUACCGAAAAAACUGUAUUAGAAUUAAAUUCCGGAUCAGAAUAUAAUCACAAACCUUUCGAAAAAUUCAUUAUCAAUAUAAAAAAGGAUGAUAGUGGCAAACCAACAGAUUCGCGGUUUAUUUUUAAUCAUUUUGAAGGCACACCUUUAUUUAAACAUGAAUUAGACGAAGGGCUGGAUCCUUCCAAAGAGCAACAAAAACGAUGGGUAGGUGGCACCAUCGUUCUUAAAGGCGCUAAAAGGAACUGGGUAGACAAAAUAAUUGAACUUAUGGUUUUCGUUGUGUGCAAUCUAAAAUUAGAAAUGUGUUUAUAUCGGGAUCAUUCUAUUGCCCACGAUGAAGUUGAAGAUAUCCAGGAUGCUGAAGAUGUUAAAAACACAAUACGAUCCUCUAGACGUCGUUCAAAAUCAUCAUUAUUGGGAUGGUUAAUGAAACAUACCAAUUUGCAAAAUACUAAAGAGCAAAUGAUUAAAUCCUAUGAAAAACGUGAGAAGCGUGAAAAGUAUGAGAAACAUGAGAAACAAGGAUCAUCUCUAGUUAGGUGGUCUACAAUAAGCAGGUCUUCAUCGUUUACAAAGGAAUCCAAUCUUUCUAUUAUUGACUAUGAUGAUGAUACAAUAAUGUUAAAAACACACAACUUUGCUAAAGUAAUCUCUCAAAUGGAAACUGCUAUUUUGUCUGUAUCUCCUGGAGUAAAAUUUCCACCACCUCAUUUGUUGAUGAGAUUAAAGGAGGAAGAGACUGACGCUCGUUCGAAUAACGAGGGUGAUAUAAGCAUAAAUUUUAAUAACGUUUGGGAUUCUAUUGAAAAAUAUCGGACUUAUGCUCCAUUAUUCAGGUCUGGACAGGUAUCUCUAGAUUUCAAAACUGGUCUUUCGUACUUGAUGACUAAGAAUAGCAAUACACUUAGAGGCGUAUUUAAACAUCAGUCAUUAUCGUGCUCAUAUGCCAGGUUUUGGUCACCAGAAUCACCUGUUCUUUGCCACAAUCAUGAGAUUAUUACAAUGGACUAUUAUAAUAAGGUUAAUUCUAAUAUCGAUAAAUCUCUUGGUGAAAUUAUUGAAGAGAUUUGUGACAAAGCUUAUGCGACAUGUGAAUCUAAAACAUGUGAACACCGAGGAAUUGACCAUACAUCCACAUAUACACAUAAUGAUGGAAGAAUAAGUCUUGUCGUUGAAGAAUCGCCAGAUCCUAAAUUGAAAACCUUCACUAAUCAAAUUUUUAUGUGGACUCAAUGCAAGUUAUGUUCUGAAAAAUCCUCUGUAUUUAUUAUGUCGCGUUCAACAUACUUCUAUUCCUUUGCCAAAUAUCUCGAAUUAUUAUAUUAUAAUGAAGAUUUCGCCUGCAAAAAUUUAUGUUCACACGUUGAAUUGCGUUAUCCAUUGCUUAGGUGUUUUCGUAGAGGUAAUUUUAUUGUAAAAGUAGAAUACGAACAUGUAGACCUUUUUGAAAUGCGAUUGCCAAAAUUUCAAAUAUCUCUGGAUAAGCAAGCUGCAUCUUCGAUAAAAGAAGUCAAACAACUUUUUACAAUUGAUGAUGAAGAUUCAAAAAGGUUGAAUAAUGAAACGAGAUUGGAGAUUACCUAUUUUUAUCUUUCAGUAAAACGGCAUAUUACUUCACUGGAAGAACAUCUUCGAUCUUUGCAUGUUGAACAGACCAGUGGCAAUAUUGAAGCUUCCAUGUCCGAAAAAACUAUUCAUGCAAUUCAAACAUUAGAUGAGCUUACAAGGAGUUUUUAUGAUGAAGAAUUCAAACUCUAUGAUCUACUGAAAAAAACAAAUGCAACAGUUCUAAAUAAUGUCCGACGAAGUCUAGUUGAUCAGAUUAAGAAUACAAAAAAGCGAUUGUUGCAAUGGCAAAAGGAAAAUCUUGUCGAUUCUGACAAAUACUAUGUUUUUCCUGAGUCACCUGUUAUAACUAGGGAAGAUGAACCAAGUUCUAUUAUUGCUUUUACACUAAGUUCUCAAGGAUACUUAAAUGAAUUAUCAAAGUUGCGUGCUGAUAGCAAACGAUUAUCAUCGCAAUCAGCCCCUGUAACACCUGUUUCGGAGUUUCAUGCACCAGCACCAUCAGCAUCCUUUUCCUUAUUACUUAGUUCAUUAAAGAAUCCUUCAUCAACAAAUCUCUCAACAAAAAAUAGUAUUUCAAAUGAGUCGGAUGUAGAUUGCGACAAGUUUUAUUAUGUAGAUGAAUAUUCCGUCAAAACAAAACGUAAAGUCAUGGAUUAUGGAUUUAGUGAUAAAAUCACUUAUAGCAUUGAGUCUCUUGGAUCGAUGAAGCCAUUUAAUUUAUCUUUAAGCAGUAAAGAUAAAAAGAAAGAUUCGGAGAAUGAUUCAGAAAAAGGUGCACCCCAACGAAAUGGAAUGUUUCCAAAUCUUUUUGGAGGCAAUAAUAAUGAUCCAGAAAAUGUCAAGGAUGUCGAAAAUGAAAAACAAGCUAUUAAUGAAAAACAGGAACAUGAUACGGUAAAAGAG
Molecule: messenger RNA, 2852 nt
Organism: Racocetra persica
Lineage: Eukaryota; Fungi; Glomeromycota; Glomeromycetes; Diversisporales; Gigasporaceae
Source: the annotation of a GenBank genome assembly